This is a messenger RNA of Prunus avium (sweet cherry), 1780 nucleotides long. Its product is annotated as Peptidase C15, pyroglutamyl peptidase I-like protein. The record is from RefSeq and is a predicted model, not a curated record. NCBI's taxonomy places the organism in Eukaryota, Viridiplantae, Streptophyta, Magnoliopsida, Rosales, Rosaceae. Gene Ontology annotation, cellular component: cytosol. Gene Ontology annotation, molecular function: pyroglutamyl-peptidase activity. Gene Ontology annotation, biological process: proteolysis.
CUCUUAUUUUUUCUUUUCUUCUUCCUCUCUCUGAUUCUUCCUCUUCAUACCCAUCCUCUUUCUGUUUUCAUUUGUUAAUGGUUGGUGGUGGUUCGAUUGGGUGGUGAUAGUGGUUCAACUGGGUUUGUGGCAGUUAUGGUUCGACUGCUUUGGUGGUGAUCGUGCUUUGGAGGUGCCGGUGCGGCAAACUAGACGAUGGGUCUGGAUCGGUGGAGAUGGGUUUCCACAGUGGUGCUCCUCAGUUGAAUUUUUUUUUCUUGGUUUGGUGUGCUUGAUAAGUAAAUCAAGAUCUCAGAUAUUUUAGAAGAAGAAUAGCUAUGGAGAAUUUCAAAGACAAGAAUCGAUGUUGAUUGGUGAAAGAGAGAUGGAAAAAAUGAAUUAUCGUAUGGACUGAAAACGAAAACGUUGAAAACGAAAACAACAUAUUUUCGUUUUCAAAUUUUGUUCAUGAAUUGGAUUUGUUUUUGGAAAACAUUUUUAGGGAAAACAAAAACGUUCCACCGAACAGAUAUUUUCCAGAAAACAGGAAAUGAAAACAGAAAACAGGCAGUGAAAACGAUACCGAACGCCACCUAAUUAGUCCAAAUAACCGGCGACUUUUAAUUGAGGGAGGAUGACGUAUCCCACCGCCCUAUAUGGCAGUACUAUAGUGUGGAUCAGACACACCAUCGUGGCAUUUUCGUAAAAGAUUGACGACCAAAUGGCUAUUUAAUUGAGGCUCGUUUCCAACGAGCAAAGUAAAGAGUAGGCUGAAGAGACGACCAAAACUAGCUUUGCUUUCUCCAACUUGAGGACGGCAUUUUCGUUCCUUAAACUCUACACGGAGUUGAGAGUUCCGUCCUGAAUUUCAAAGGUCUGCUCCAUUCCAACUCUGCAAAAUUAUCGAAGAUUGGGAACUGUAUUCAAGUGCAGGACGAGGAAAUGGGAUCAGAAGGACCGAAGAGUGUUGUUAUUCAUGUGAGUGGAUUCAAGAAGUUCCAAGGCGUUGCUGAGAAUCCCACAGAGACUAUAGUUAAGAAUCUAAAAUGCUUUGUUGAGAAGAAAGGGUUGCCUGCUGGUCUUACUCUUGGCAGCUGCACUGUUCUUGAGACCGCCGGAGAUGGCGCACUUCCUGCUCUUUACAAGACCAUGGAUUCCGGCGUUUCAACAAUUGAUUCUACCACCAAUGAACAAGUCGUAUGGCUUCACUUGGGGGUGAAUAGUGGGGCUCUGAAAUUUGCUAUUGAGCGGCAAGCGAUAAAUGAAGCCACUUUCCGUUGUCCAGAUGAGUUUGGAUGGCAACCUCAGCAACUGCCAAUAAUCACCGAGGAUGGAGGAACUUCUAGAGCAAGAGAGACUUCUUGCUCGAUGGAGGCAAUCCAUAAGAUCUUGAAGAAGAAAGGAUAUGAUGUGGCAAUAUCAGAUGAUGCAGGGCGUUUCGUGUGCAAUUAUGUCUACUAUCAUUCCCUUCAUUUCGCUGAAGAAAAGGGUCACAAAUCUCUUUUUGUCCAUGUUCCUCUCUUUUCAAGAAUUGACGAAGAAACUCAGAUGCGCUUUGUGGCCUCCCUUUUGGAGGCUAUUGCAGCAACAUGUUAAUGUUAAUGAUCUGAAUGCUUCUAUUUGCGUUUUCUUGCCAUCUGCUGCUAAAUGUAAAUCAAGGGUGUUAAUAUCAUUACAAUAGUAAAAUAAUCUAUAUGAAAGUCUAUUGCUGUUUGCUUUUUCGGUGAGGGAAAUUGCUGUCCUCUUGUCCAGGAAUGUCAUUAUAUAUGUAAAAAUUUCAGCUCUAUCGUGUGAUGGUGUA